This is a messenger RNA of Dermatophagoides pteronyssinus (European house dust mite), 983 nucleotides long. RefSeq lists its product as uncharacterized. Gene Ontology annotation, biological process: vesicle-mediated transport. The record is from RefSeq and is a predicted model, not a curated record. Lineage: Eukaryota; Metazoa; Arthropoda; Arachnida; Sarcoptiformes; Pyroglyphidae. Gene Ontology annotation, cellular component: membrane.
AACAAUUUUUAAUGAAAAAUUAUAAUAAUCAACAACAAAAUGAAUAUUCAACAAAAACGAAAAAUUCUUCUCUACAAAGAUAGUAUUGAUAAAAUUAUUUCGAAUGGAAUACAACCGAAUCUGAUUCGAUUGGAAAAAUGUUCGAAAAUUUUACGUUCGAAUCAAAUUUCCGAUAAACAUUCAACAAAAGAAUAUUUAAAUUCUCAUCACAUUAUAAAACAAUUACGUAAUAAUCUAAACGAAUUGGAAAAAUGUUAUAAAUUAUUGAAUGAAUUUACUGUCGACCCCGAAUAUGAUCGUAAAGUUAAUUUGAUUAAAAAUGAAGUUAUUCAAGCGAUUACUGCCUUUUCGAAAAUUAGUGGCCAAUUAAUCGAAGAAAAACGUUUUUCAAUCGUGGAUGAAUCAAAAAAUAUCGAACAUCACCAACAGCAGCCAAUACAAACCCAACAGGUUGAAAAAGAAGAAAAAAAUGUAGCCAAAAGUAAACAAACGUUACGUAAUGUACAAGCAUUACAUCAAGAUUUAGAAGAUUUACAUGAAAUGAUGGGAAAAUUUGGUCAAAUUGUUCAUGAACAACAAACACCGAUUGAUCAAAUUGAGCAGAAUAUUGAAAAUACUGUUGAAAAUGUACAUGAAGGAACACGAUCAUUAGCCAUUGCAGCAUCAUCAAGUGUUGUUCCGAUUGCAUGUGCAGCAGUUGGUGCAACAAUUUUCGGUCCAAUCGGUGCAUUGAUUAGUUUUAAAUUAUCCACCGGUAUUGUUUCGGCAAUUGGUGGUUCGGUUGCAUCAUAUUCAUUAGCAUCAUAUGUAAAAAAACGUAAUCAACAUAGCGCAGAAUUGGAAUUGACAAGUCUGUCGGAUGAAACAUCAACAACGACGAAGAAAAAAAGUCAAACCAUUGAUGAUAAUGCCGAAAAAUGAUCGCCUCAUUUAUAAUUUCAGCUGUGAUUUUUAUUUAGAAAAAUUAGUUAUUUUUUAUUUUG